This is a messenger RNA of Puntigrus tetrazona (Sumatra barb), 546 nucleotides long. RefSeq names its product laminin subunit beta-1-like. NCBI's taxonomy places the organism in Eukaryota, Metazoa, Chordata, Actinopteri, Cypriniformes, Cyprinidae. The record is from RefSeq and is a predicted model, not a curated record. Bases 1 to 546 code for a protein of 181 amino acids. The transcript has 5 exons.
AUGCUGGCCUCACAAAGAAGAAAGGAGGCGACAGAUGUGAAAGACACCGCUGAGAUGGUGAAGGAAGCCUUGCAACAGGCCAGCGCUGACAUCAAGGGAAUACAAGACCUGCUGCUAAAACUGAGUAACACCACUCGAAGGCUGCUGAAGUUGGAAAGCGAUGUAGCUUUGCUGAAAGAAAAGGCACUCAACACCUCCACCAGCACGGAGAAAGAGGCAGACAGCAUCAAGGCACUUGCUGAGAAGCUCAAAAAGGAUCUGGAUUCAGAGCUGAAGGACAAGUACAGUAGUGUCGAGGAGGUGAUCACACAGAAAGCAGAAGGAGUGGCAGAGGCCAAGAAAAGAGCAGAGAAACUCCAACAGGAAGCCAAAACUCUGCUGCUACAGGCCAGCGACAAACUCCAGCUGCUAAAAAAUCUUGAGAAGAACUAUGAUGAAGAUCAGAAGCUGCUGGAGGACAAGGCCAAUGAACUGGUGGAUCUGGAGAAGGCUGUGAAAGAACUGCUUCAGGAGAUCAGUCACAAAGUCACCGUCUACAGCACCUGA